Messenger RNA from Larimichthys crocea (large yellow croaker), 1917 nucleotides. RefSeq names its product GTPase IMAP family member 7. The record is from RefSeq and is a predicted model, not a curated record. The transcript has a single exon. Lineage: Eukaryota; Metazoa; Chordata; Actinopteri; Sciaenidae. Gene Ontology annotation, molecular function: GTP binding. The coding region runs from base 35 to 1144 and encodes 369 amino acids.
CAAGGACAAGCAGCAGAUCCCAGAGCUGCUGGACAUGGUGGAAAAGAUGAGAACUGAAGGAUCCAGAUGCUUCACAAAGGACAUGUUCACCAAGGCUCAGAUGGAAAAGGUUUCCAGACUUGAAGCUGAGCUGCAGGAUGUUAAACAGAGAAGUGAGGCUGGAGGUGAUGAAGAGAGUCAGAACAGAGAGUGUCUCAGGAUGGUGCUGAUUGGGAAGACUGGCAGUGGGAAGAGUUCAACAGCAAACACAAUUUUAGGCAAAAAACAUUUCAAACCCAGAAUCGCCCCGAAGCCAGCGAUCAAGUCCUGUGAGCAAGCAUCAGCAGAGAUUGAUGGACGGACUGUGGCUGUGGUCAACAUGCCGGCAUUGUUUGAUAAAACUCUGUCUGAUGGAAAAAUUCAACAAGAGACUAAAAAAUGCUUCAGCAUGUUGUCUCCUGGACCUCAUGUGAUCUUACUGGUGCUGCAGAUUGGGAACUUUACACAAGAGGAAAAGGACUCUGUGGAACUGAUCAAGAAAUAUUUUGGCAACAAGUCUGAAGAUUACGUCAUCGUUAUCUUCACCAGAGGAGACGAGCUGGAAGAUCAGACGUUUGAGAGUUACAUCGAAGGUUGUGAUGGUUUUGUCAAAAAACUAAUAAAUGACAGUGGAGGGAGAUACCAGGUCUUCAAUAACAAAGAUUACACAAACCGCACACAAGUCAGCGAGCUGCUGGCCAAGAUUGAGAGCGUGGUGAGAGAAAACGGUGGCUGCUACAACGCUGAGAUGGUGGACGACACGUCAGAACUACGAGUACAAGUGGAGAGGGUUUUAAAAGAGAAGGAAGAAGAGAUGAAGAGAAAGGAUGAGAAACAUGAGCAAGAGUUGAAAACACUGAAAAAGAAAAACAAUGAACAGCGUGAAGAAAUUGAACAGGAGAGAAAACAGAGAGCAAAACAGCUACAGGAGAAAGACGAAUGCAUCCAGAGGGAGCGCCGGGAAAGAAAGAAAGAACGAGAAAAGAAGAAAAGAGAAGGAAAACACAAAAGAAAGUCAGGAAGGAAUGGAAAAGAAAAGUGGACGCUUCAGAGAAAAUCGUUCAGGCAGAAAGAGAGCAAAGAGAAAAUGCUGAGAGGAAACUGGAGCUGUACAGAAAAGAGAUGAAGAGAGAUCGAGACGCCUGGGAUAAAGAAAGAAAGGACAUGUGGGAACGAAUCCGUCAGGAGGACAAACGAGCCUGAGGAGGAAGACGAGCUUCAGAAAGCUCCAAGAAGAGUACAAUCGGAAGAGGAGAAAGUGGACAUAUUCUUGUUUGCGCUCUGUCUUUAUGUCUUUUAGUGUGUUAUCUCUUUCUGAUUCAUGCGUACACAAACACUGCAGAGGGCGCUCAGACAAAAGAACACACAUGAACACUCAGCAGCAGCAGCUACAUUACUCUAUUACUUUCCUUUACAUUAAUGUUACAUUAAUGUCAAUGAUACAUGUAGUUAAAAGUCUCUAUAUCAAACACUCAUGGUUUGGCUCUUGUCCAGUCCCAUCAGUUGUAUAUAUAUGUUUAUGUUGUAUAUGUUCAUAGUUAAACCAGCUGUUAAAACAGACUGCAGUCAAACUUCUGUCAAAGUUUCAAGAACUUUCCAACCUGCUGUGACCAACAAACAAACUAAUAUUUGUUCAAUCUUUUCAUGUUGAAUCUUUUAAGUUCAAAUGUUCUUCAGAUAUUUUUCUUUUCAUCUGAAAUCAGUUGAUUAUUAAAAAAGAAAAAGUUGUUUGUUUUUCUUUUCUUCUUCUUAUCUGUGUAAUUAUUGACAGAUUGAAAACAGACAGCAGCUGAGCAAAGAAAGACUUCAACAGCUGGAAGCUCUGCUUGUUCAUUACAGAUGAUCUUUGUUGCAACAGAUCACAAAUAUUCCACAUUAAACAAACAUGUGCAGUCAACA